UGAGAGUGAAACUUGGGAGGGAGAGGAAGAAUGAGGCAAGCCAUUGAAUGAUGUUAUCUGGAGGCACUUGUCUGAGUUUUACAAUGCUUGCUGAAGGAGAGAGGGUUUUAUCUGGUCUGUGGAGUUUUGAAACCAAGGGGCCCAUCCUUUGGAGCUUUUAAUCCACAAUUCUUUGUCACAGGGAUUCUACAAAAGGGAGAGUUUCAAAAAUAAAGACAUGGAUAUUGGAGGUUUGGAGACUGUGGUGGCCAACUCGGCCUAUGUGUCAGCACGCGGGAGUAUAGACAGUGCUGCCGCAGCAACUAUGCGUGACAAGAAAUACCGCACCAAGCUCAACCUGCCACACAUCAGACAAUGUGAACAUAUGAAGACUACGGUGGAUUCUUCCUUCGACAGUAUGUGUGUACGCCAAUCGAUUGGUAAGCGCCUCUUUCAGCAAUACCUUGAAAGCGAACCUGCUCACAAGAAUUCUGUAGAUUUGUGGAAAGACGUUGAAGACUACAACGUUGCCCAGGAAAAUGACAGAGCUAAGAAAGCACAGAAGAUGGUCAACAAAUACUACGAGUCUUCCUCCAAGAACUUCUGCGACUUCUUGGGGGACAAAACUGUGAGCAGGGUAAAAGAGGACUACAAGAACAUUCGAGGAGAUCUGUUUAAAGAGAGUGAAAAGCAGCUUCUUGUCCAACUGGAAGCUAAAGCACUCAAUGGCUUCAAGGACAGCAUGUACUUUCUGCGUUACGUACAGUUUAAAUGGCUGGAGAGCCAGCCUGUUGCUGAAGAUUGGUUCAUGGAUUUCAGAGUGCUUGGGAAAGGCGGAUUUGGUGAGGUCCAUGCUUGCCAAAUGAAGGCGACAGGGAAGAUGUAUGCCAACAAGAAACUGAACAAGAAGAGGUUGAAGAAACGUAAAGGUUAUGACGGUGCUAUAAUUGAGAAGCGCAUCCUGGCUAAAGUGCACAGUCGUUUCAUUGUGACCCUGGCCUAUGCUUUCCAGACCAAAAUUGACCUCUGCCUGGUCAUGACCAUCAUGAAUGGUGGAGACCUCAGGUGUUACUUAUAUCUCUUUGUUUGAAAAAUGUGUAUGUUUAUGUGUGUGAGUGUUUGUGUGUACAUGUCUGUACUUGUACAACUAUCUUUCUGAGAGCCAGUUUGAAUUUUAGACCAUAGCAGUGAGGACCAAGAGAGUAAAGUGAGAACAUUUCGGCUGGUCCUUAGGUCCCCCUUUAAAGGGCUGUUUAAUGGUAAAGACUUGGUUUUAUGGUCAAGGUUAUAAUUAGGUUAAGGUUUGGGUUAGGGUAAGGGUUAGGGUUAGUCACUUAGUUGUGAUGGUUAGAGUAAGGGUCUAUUGCAUUGUGUCAAUUAAUGUCCUCACAAAGAUACCUGUACAAAUGUGUAUGUAUGUGUCCCUGGUAUUCACUACAUUAUGGGGACCAAAAGUCAGCA
This is a messenger RNA of Sinocyclocheilus grahami, 1440 nucleotides long. Its product is annotated as rhodopsin kinase-like. Gene Ontology annotation, cellular component: cytoplasm. Lineage: Eukaryota; Metazoa; Chordata; Actinopteri; Cypriniformes; Cyprinidae. Gene Ontology annotation, molecular function: G protein-coupled receptor kinase activity; ATP binding. The record is from RefSeq and is a predicted model, not a curated record. The transcript has 3 exons. The coding region runs from base 218 to 1069 and encodes 283 amino acids. Gene Ontology annotation, biological process: protein phosphorylation; signal transduction; regulation of signal transduction.